Symbiodinium pilosum is the source of this 462-nucleotide messenger RNA. The record is from the annotation of a GenBank genome assembly. NCBI's taxonomy places the organism in Eukaryota, Dinophyceae, Suessiales, Symbiodiniaceae.
AUGGAGAGCACGGCGCCGCGGCGUCAACCUUCUGUGCGUGGCCUCCGAGAGCCCAACAUCCUAGCUCAGAACUUGUUUGCUACAUCAUCUCCAUGCUCUUGGGAUGGCACUCGGCGUCCAGGAUGUGCGGAGGGGUGCUCUUGUGGCUGGACAGAGCGGUGUCAUCCUAGCUACGUGCUUGUUGCAGAGAAUGCUAGCCGCAGCGCAGAGGGGUUUCGCUUGGUAGACAUCGGUGCCUGCGGCAUGGAUUUUCGAGUCGUCGUCCUGGUCUCGCUCAUGCUGCCAGUGCUCCUACUUACAUGCCUAAUUGUGGCCCGGCACAUCUUGGCAAACGUGGCCGACCCUGAUGGGAGUGUCCUGGAUCGACGACAGAACCGUCGAAUGGACUCUCUAUGCAGCAAGGACCGAGAGGUGGCAGCCAUGACCAGGAACUUGAGGAGGAAAGCCCGCGAGGUCCAAUGA